AAGCUCAUUUGAACUGCAAGGCUUUGAGAGAGAGAGAGAAAACAUGAGGAAGGCCAGCUCCUUUUAUCUUGUUGCCUUGGCUCUUUUCGGCCUGCUGGCUGCCUCCCAAGCUCAAAUUAAGGUCGGCUUCUAUGACGAGUCCUGCCCACAAGCAGAAAGCAUAAUUAAGGAGUUCGUGAAGCAGCACAUUCCCAAUGCGCCUACUUUGGCAGCAGCAUUGCUUAGAAUGAACUUCCAUGACUGUUUUGUGAGGGGCUGUGAUGGAUCUCUGCUGCUUAAUUCGACCAAUAACAGCACCGCGGAGAAGGAUUCCAUACCAAAUUCGACCCUCCGUGGCUUCGAUUUCAUUGACAGAGUGAAGGCAUUGUUAGAAGCAGCGUGCCCGGGGGUCGUCUCCUGUGCAGAUACUCUUGCACUAGUAGCAAGAGAUGCAGUAGUUGUCACGGGUGGUCCGUCAUGGACUGUGCCUACAGGCCGUAGGGAUGGAACUGUUUCAUUAGCUUCUGAGGUGCUCACCAACAUUCCAGGACCAACCUUCAAUUUUACUGCUCUAAAGAAAAAUUUUGCAAGCAAGAAUCUUGAUGUGAAGGAUCUAGUUGUUCUCUCAGGUGCCCACACGAUCGGCAUUGCGCACUGCGCGGUUGUCACGAACAGGCUCUAUAAUUUCACAGGGAAAGGUGAUGAAGACCCAGCGCUUGACAAAUUCUAUGCUGCAAAUCUGAAGAAAUUCAAGUGCAAGACCCCCACAGACACCACCUCGAUCCUGGAAAUGGAUCCGGGGAGUUUCAGGACCUUCGACAAGCAUUACUACACCAAUGUGGCGAAAAGAAGAGGUCUCUUCACGUCUGACUCUUCUCUGCUCACAGACGCGACUGCGGCGUCUUACGUGACUGAAAUUCUCAACGGUCCACUUGAGUAUUUCUUCACUGAGUUCGCUGCGUCCAUGGAGAAGAUGAUUCAGCUUGAAGUCAAGACUGGCAGUGAAGGUGAGAUAAGGAAGCUUUGCGGCGUGGUGAACGGUUAGAAAGCAGAGACUUUCCAUUGUUCAGCAGUCCUUGUAAGCUCAUACUGAGCACAGUAAUCUGGAUAAAUUUUUGUGCCACCAGUGUGUGUUUGGAGUCCGAAGAUAGGUUCAUUCAUUGUUUUACCUGUUUGGCAUAUGUAAAAGUCAAGAGUCCAAUAUUUCAGAUUUCAGUACUUCUUAGAAGUCGACCUUAUUGUGCACUGAAUGCAAUAAAGAACAAACUGUUCCUGAA
Nymphaea colorata (pocket water lily) is the source of this 1256-nucleotide messenger RNA. RefSeq names its product peroxidase 3-like. Gene Ontology annotation, biological process: response to oxidative stress; hydrogen peroxide catabolic process. The record is from RefSeq and is a predicted model, not a curated record. The transcript is spliced from 4 exons. Gene Ontology annotation, molecular function: heme binding; peroxidase activity. Gene Ontology annotation, cellular component: plant-type cell wall; plasmodesma. NCBI's taxonomy places the organism in Eukaryota, Viridiplantae, Streptophyta, Magnoliopsida, Nymphaeales, Nymphaeaceae. Bases 44 to 1024 code for a protein of 326 amino acids.